AAGUGUGCUUCCUUCUUUUCCGCUGUAACCCGACUCAGCGCUGUCGGUGGGUAGGGGCUCGGGCAAGGUCUCCUAAUCUCCCGCCAUCCGCGAUCGAGGGUUUCCCCCACGGCCAUGGGCAAGUUCAUGAAACCGGGGAAGGUGGUGCUGGUCCUGGCCGGACGCUACUCCGGACGCAAAGCCGUCAUCGUGAAGAACAUCGACGACGGCACCUCCGACCGCCCCUACAGCCACGCUCUGGUGGCCGGGAUUGACCGCUAUCCCCGCAAAGUGACGGCCGCCAUGGGCAAGAAGAAGAUCGCCAAGAGGUCGAAGAUCAAGUCCUUCGUGAAGGUGUACAACUACAACCACCUCAUGCCCACACGGUACUCCGUGGACAUCCCCCUGGACAAGACGGUGGUCAACAAGGACGUCUUCCGAGACCCGGCCCUCAAGCGCAAGGCCCGGCGUGAGGCGAAGGUCAAGUUCGAGGAGAGGUACAAGACCGGCAAGAACAAGUGGUUCUUCCAGAAGCUCCGCUUUUAGCUGUUUUUGUUUCCAUCAUUAAAAAUUAAAAAAAAAA
Chinchilla lanigera (long-tailed chinchilla) is the source of this 562-nucleotide messenger RNA. RefSeq names its product ribosomal protein L27 (gene Rpl27). The transcript is spliced from 5 exons. NCBI's taxonomy places the organism in Eukaryota, Metazoa, Chordata, Mammalia, Rodentia, Chinchillidae. The coding region runs from base 115 to 525 and encodes 136 amino acids. Gene Ontology annotation, molecular function: structural constituent of ribosome. Gene Ontology annotation, biological process: translation. Gene Ontology annotation, cellular component: cytosolic large ribosomal subunit; ribosome. The record is from RefSeq and is a predicted model, not a curated record.